UUGAGUUUCAAAGCUGCCUAGCACAAAGAACCUAUAUAGGAAGCAUUCACCUUUACCUUUCCUUGGAUAACUCAAAUGGUGCUUCCACAUUGCAAGAACAAGUUACUUUUUCAGAUCAUCAGAACUACUUCAACAUGUCGAUGCAAUCAGGAGUCAUGAUCUCGGAUGAAUGCAUCACUGCGUCCCGGUCACUCCGCUUCAGCAGAGGGCCCAAGAAGCCCCGGUUUGUGAUCUACAAGAUCUCCGACGACGAGACCACAGUCGAACUAUGCGAAUCCUCUAGCGAACCCAACUACGAGGUCUUCCUCCACACCCUGCGCGGUGCAGAAGACAGCACGGGGAAGCCGAUGCCACGAUACGCGGUGUACGACGUGGAAUAUGACCUCGGGGAGGACGGGAAGCGCUCCCGCCUGGUGUUUAUCAGCUGGGUCCCCCGGGAAACAUCACUGAAGUUGUGUAUGUUAUAUGCGACCACAAAGGAGCAGUUACGGAACGAGCUCGACAUCAAGCUUUCCAUUCACGCGGAUGCCCCAGAUGACCUGGAGUGGCGGAAUAUCCUGAGCGUCGCUAGCGGGGGAAGAGCCUAGCGGUUGGAGCUUUGUGUGAUGUCUUGCUGUGCGAAGCAUACGUUGUAUUCUGUUGACAAUUUAUAUGCCG
Messenger RNA from Aspergillus fijiensis CBS 313.89, 657 nucleotides. Its product is annotated as actin-binding ADF family protein. Gene Ontology annotation, molecular function: actin filament binding. The transcript has 4 exons. The record is from RefSeq and is a predicted model, not a curated record. The coding region runs from base 135 to 587 and encodes 150 amino acids. Gene Ontology annotation, biological process: actin filament depolymerization; cell motility; actin filament severing. Gene Ontology annotation, cellular component: cytoplasm; actin cortical patch; actin cytoskeleton. NCBI's taxonomy places the organism in Eukaryota, Fungi, Ascomycota, Eurotiomycetes, Eurotiales, Aspergillaceae.